Messenger RNA from Blastomyces gilchristii SLH14081, 345 nucleotides. RefSeq lists its product as uncharacterized. NCBI's taxonomy places the organism in Eukaryota, Fungi, Ascomycota, Eurotiomycetes, Onygenales, Ajellomycetaceae. Bases 1 to 345 code for a protein of 114 amino acids. The transcript has a single exon. The record is from RefSeq and is a predicted model, not a curated record.
AUGAAACGGUGUUCUGCAGUCUCAUUGCUUCUGAGCACGGAUGGCCUAGAAGUUGAGCUCUCCCAGCAUGAUGCGGGUGACUUGCUGCUCCAGUCGUUGAGUAUGGGGCUUCUACAUAUUGUGAAAAAGCUGCUAGUGCUUCCUAGCCGCUCAACGGAGUCCAGGUAUCUCUAUGAAUGGACAACCCGCUUGACAUUUGCCGUUGUGCGUAGCGAUAAGGCUGCCGUGACCUCCCUUCUCACAAAUACCGCAGUCGCGCUAACCACCAAGCCAUUUUUGGGUUCACACCACUGUCGUUGCCUCUAUGCAUGGGGAAUGAGGAUAUUGUCCGGCUCCUCCUUAUAG